ACACAUACAAUUUAAAAAAAAAGAAAAGAAAUAAAAAAGACACAGCUUCUUCUCUGCUGGCACCAACAGUUACUCUCGAGGAAAGCCUGUUACCAUGGCACAAGGAAACUCAGGCAGCCCUUACUCCAGAAAUGAGAACUGAGGUCUUUGGCCAGGAGCUAACCAGGAACUAGGAGGCACAGGCAUGAAGCAGCAGAGAUGGUACUGGAUGUCAGCGAAGACGGGCACAGUGCUGUCAGGGGUCUUUUCCAUCAUGGCCACCCACAUGCACCUCAUCUUCGAGAGGAAGCACCUCGGGGGCGCCAACUGCACAGAGGUCCUCCAGAGUCAGGGUAUCAACAUAGUGAGGCAAUUCUUCAUCUGCUGGAGCUUCAGGAUCGUCGUCCUCCUGUCCAUCGUCACCAUGGCGGUCAGCUGCUUCCUCCUGUAUUCUGUGUACGCCCAGAUUUACGGGGGCCUCAUGAGCUACACCAUCUGGAUCUUCACCUACGAGUCCACCAACCUGGCCAUCCAGAUCCUCACCAAUGAGUUCAGCAUGGCUCUGGUCAGAGCCAUGCGCUGGUUUGGCUGGGUGACCCGUGCGUCCCUACACAGCUUCUGUCUGUACUUUGUCGUCUCCCAUGCCCAAAUCAUCUACCAGAGCAAAAAACAGGGCAACAUACUCUCUUACCAUAGGCGGAUCUCUUUGGGAAGCAGAGACACAACACGGCGGAAAUCAAAGAUUCUCAAUUUUAUCCCCCAUUACAAUGAUUAAAGGUGGCCAUUUCCAACCCGGGAGGUCCUCAGGGGAGUCCUAGUCCCCCAGUCCACCUUUUUUCAGGGGCGGGGGUGCUUUUGCUGUAUCUUUAGCCUCCACCCCUACCUCUGUCUCCUGCUAUAGUCCAAAUACGUCAAUAAAAUGAGAAAAACCA
This is a messenger RNA of Peromyscus maniculatus bairdii (prairie deer mouse), 911 nucleotides long. The record is from RefSeq and is a predicted model, not a curated record. NCBI's taxonomy places the organism in Eukaryota, Metazoa, Chordata, Mammalia, Rodentia, Cricetidae.